This is a messenger RNA of Cladophialophora psammophila CBS 110553, 1527 nucleotides long. RefSeq names its product mitochondrial chaperone BCS1. The transcript is spliced from 2 exons. Gene Ontology annotation, cellular component: mitochondrial inner membrane. Gene Ontology annotation, molecular function: ATP binding; ATP hydrolysis activity. Lineage: Eukaryota; Fungi; Ascomycota; Eurotiomycetes; Chaetothyriales; Herpotrichiellaceae. The record is from RefSeq and is a predicted model, not a curated record. Gene Ontology annotation, biological process: mitochondrial respiratory chain complex III assembly; protein insertion into mitochondrial inner membrane from matrix. Bases 1 to 1527 code for a protein of 508 amino acids.
AUGCAGAGCGACAAUGAACUGGUCAAGGUCGCCUCAAACACAUCCCUCGUGACCCCGACCUUGAAUGAUGCCGCUUCCCAGAAAGCCGACCUUGUGCGUCAAUUCGCAAGCACAAGUAACUCUACAGAUGGCGGGCUAGUCGCGCAGUUAAUCAACAAUCCCUUCUUCACGGCCGGGUUUGGACUUGCUGGUCUCGGUACAAUCUUCGCCUUCGGUCGAAGAGGCCUUCGUCAUGGAGCUGCCCUCCUGCGACGCCGUCUUCUCGUCGAUGUCGAGAUUAGUGUUCGGGACGACUCCUACCCCUGGUUUCUCUACUGGAUGACAUUGCAUGAACGAGGGCGACUCGCGCACAAGGCGCUGCAGGCUAAAACAGGUGCUCUAGAGUUGUUGCUUCAGCGGCUCACACCAGGCAUGCGCCAUCUGGCGAUUGAGACGGAGAAAAGAGAAUUGCCCAAUGGCGCUAUUCACACAAAUUUUAUCUUGAUCCCUGGUCCGGGUAGGCAUGUGAUCCGCUAUAGGAAUACAUGGAUAAUGGUCAAUCGCCAAAGAGAGUCAAAGCAGUUCUCCAUGGACGGGAAACCGUGGGAAACCGUUACCCUGACCGCGCUAUAUUCUCAACGACACGUUUUUGAGUCGCUGUUCAAAGAGGCUCAUGAUAUCGCUACCCAGUCGGUUGAAGGAAAAACUGUCAUAUACACCGCAUGGGGCAUAAAGUGGGAUAAAUUUGGCCACCCUCGUAGCAAGCGGCCUCUUGAGUCCGUCAUUCUCGAUAAGGGUGUCAAAGAACGCAUUGUCGCAGAUGUCCAGGACUUUCUCUCUUCAGCCAAAUGGUACUACGAACGAGGAAUCCCUUACCGGAGAGGCUAUCUCCUCUAUGGUCCACCGGGAACGGGAAAAUCGUCCUUCAUUCAGGCCCUCGCUGGCCAUUUAAACUACGACAUCGCCAUGCUCAAUCUCAGUGAGCGCGGUCUUACAGACGACAGAUUGAACCACCUCUUGACAGUCAUUCCCCAACGCACACUUGUCCUCCUCGAGGAUGUCGAUGCGGCAUUUGCCAACCGCCGUCAAGUCGAAGCAGACGGGUACCAAGGAGCCAAUGUGACUUUUUCGGGACUGUUGAACGCUUUGGAUGGCGUGGGCAGUGCGGAAGAACGUAUCAUCUUUCUAACGACUAAUCACGUCGAUCGCUUGGAUGAAGCACUUGUGCGACCUGGUCGAGUUGACAUGACGGUGCGUCUUGGAGAGGCUACGACGUACCAGAUCGAACAACUCUGGGCGCGGUUCUACAGCGAUGCCGAUCCAGAUGGAAAAUAUCGGCUGGAGUUCUUUGAUAAGCUCCGUGAAAUAGGGGUUUUGCCUCAUGGGUCUGCGAGAAGCAGCCAGACAAGCAUGGCGGCUCUGCAGGGGCUGUUUCUGUACAACAAAGGACGGCCCCGUGGCGCCGUUGAUAUGGCAUGGCAGCUGGCCCCGGGCGAGCUGCCUAGUGCUUUGAAUAAAGACAGUCAGGCGCAUGCAACUGCCUCUUGA